AUGGUACUUAGUUUAGAAGAAGUUGCGAAACACAACACAAGAGAAGAUUGCUGGGUUAUAAUCCACAACAAGGCAUAUGAUGUCUCUGGUUUCGUGAAUGAACAUCCUGGUGGAUCGGCAAUUAUAUUGAAAUAUGCCGGUAAAGAUGCUACUAAAGCGUUUGAUCCAGUUCAUCCUGGUGAUACUUUGAUUAAAUAUUUACAACCUGAAUGUCAUAAAGGAGAAGUUGAAAAGAAGACUAGAAAGAAGAAGGAGAAGUUGGUCGGUGGUCUUCCUACUCCUGAGCCUGAACAACAGCAACAACAAGGUAAGGCUCGUCAAGUUGUGGAUGAGUUUGAUGUAGAGUAUGAUGAACAGGAUGAUAUGGAUCCAAUUCCAGUUCCCAACAAUCCAAAACAAAUUACUAUUCAAACAUCUACCGCUCAAGUCGCAUCUGAAGACGAAUACGAGGAUGAUGACGAAGACGAUGAACCUCCUUCCGAAGAAGAAAUCCAACGUCGUCAAUUUGUGAAAAACAAACCAGAUCUUUCACAAAUGUACAACCUUAACGAUUUUGAAUUUGUCGCUCGUCAUACUAUGGAAAAGACAGCAUGGGCAUAUUAUAGUUCUGCAGCUGAUGACGAAAUAACUAUUAGAAAUAAUCAUUUAGGAUAUCAAAGAAUCAUGUUCAGACCUCGAGUUAUGGUUGAUGUCAGUAAUGUUGAUAUUUCAACUACUAUGUUAGGUACGAAGGUUUCUCUGCCAUUUUAUAUUACUGCCACGGCAUUAGGGAAAUUAGGACAUCCUGAUGGAGAAAAAGUCUUGACCAGAUCUGCUGGGAAACAUGACAUUAUCCAAAUGAUCCCCACAUUGGCUUCUUGUUCAUUUGAUGAGAUUGUGGAUCAAGCUACUGAAAAGCAAACCCAAUGGUUUCAAUUAUAUGUGAACAGUGAUCGUGAAAUCUGUAAGAAUAUCGUGAAACAUGCAGAAGCCAGAGGAAUGAAAGGUUUAUUCAUCACGGUGGAUGCCCCUCAAUUAGGUCGUCGUGAAAAGGAUAUGAGAAGUAAAGAAGUUGAAGAUUUGAGUUAUGUUCAAGGUAAUGAUGACGAAGCUGAUAGAAGUCAAGGUGCAGCUAGAGCCAUUUCAUCAUUUAUUGAUACUUCUUUGAAUUGGAAUGAUUUGGCAUGGUUUAGAUCAAUCACAAAGAUGCCUAUUAUCUUAAAGGGGGUUCAAUGUGUCGAGGAUGCCAUCAAGGCAGCUGAAUUAGGGUGUGAGGGGAUUGUGUUGAGUAAUCACGGUGGACGUCAAUUGGAGUUUUCACCUCCUCCUAUUGAAGUCUUGAUUGAAUUAAUGCCAAUAUUGAGACAAAGGGGACUUGCUGAUAACUUUGAAGUGUAUGUUGAUGGAGGGGUUAGAAGAGCCACUGAUAUUCUUAAGGCUAUUUGCUUAGGUGCUAAAGGGGUUGGUAUUGGUAGACCAUUCCUUUAUGCCAUGUCAACCUACGGUGACGAUGGAGUUAAUAAGGCUAUUCAAAUCUUGAAGGAUGAAAUGAUUAUGAAUAUGAGAUUAUUGGGAGUUACUUCACUUGAUCAAUUAAAUGAAUCUUAUGUUGAUACGAGAUAUCACCAAGGUAGAUAUGUUCCAGAAGACAAAUUGUUCAGCAAUGUUUAUGAACCAAUGCCACACCCUGCGUGGAAGGAUUCUAAGUUAUAA
Messenger RNA from Hemisphaericaspora subhashii, 1692 nucleotides. RefSeq names its product Cyb2p (gene CYB2). The record is from RefSeq and is a predicted model, not a curated record. Lineage: Eukaryota; Fungi; Ascomycota; Pichiomycetes; Serinales; Debaryomycetaceae. The transcript has a single exon. Gene Ontology annotation, molecular function: L-lactate dehydrogenase (cytochrome) activity; heme binding. Gene Ontology annotation, biological process: lactate metabolic process. Bases 1 to 1692 code for a protein of 563 amino acids.